AUGGUAAAUUAUCUUAUUAAAUUAUUAAUAGUAAUAACAAUAAUAAUAGCAACAACAAUAGCAAUAGCAAAAACCAUAGCAGCAAUAACCAAUCACCAACCAACAAUAAUAGAAAUAAGAUAAGGGAUUUUUAGCCAAGUUAUUCGAUUGA
This is a messenger RNA of Paramecium primaurelia, 151 nucleotides long. The record is from the annotation of a GenBank genome assembly. NCBI's taxonomy places the organism in Eukaryota, Ciliophora, Oligohymenophorea, Peniculida, Parameciidae.